CAACGGAGCACACAAUCAUCCACGGCUCAUAAUUCAUCCUCACACACUUUGCAAUCUCGGCCUUUCGACCUCGACUUUCGUUUCCCGCCCUCUCGAUAUACAUCAACACACUCCAGCCAAACACCCGCACACAGCUUGUACAAUUUCUUACGUCUCCACCCAAAUAUCAGCAUAAUGUCUUAUAACACCAACCAGUGGCAAAACAAGCUGGCGGACGCAUGCCAGAGCUACCAGAUGCCUCUUCCGGUAUAUCACGUUGUUUCGGACCGGAGAGGCGGCCGUACUGCUUGGUCUUGCCGUGUGGAAGUAGGCGGAGAGCUUAUCCAAGCCAGGUUUUGGUUCGACGGCAAGAACCUCGAAAAUGCCAAAGAGGAUGCCGCUGAACUGGCUUUGAGCCGCCUCACCAGCACGAGAUCGCCAUCAUCGGCAACUAGCCGGGGUAGCAUCUGGUGA
Molecule: messenger RNA, 453 nt
Organism: Neurospora tetrasperma FGSC 2508
Lineage: Eukaryota; Fungi; Ascomycota; Sordariomycetes; Sordariales; Sordariaceae
Exons: 3
Coding region: 175-453 (92 amino acids)
Source: RefSeq, a predicted model, not a curated record